This is a messenger RNA of Brassica napus (rape), 588 nucleotides long. RefSeq lists its product as uncharacterized. The record is from RefSeq and is a predicted model, not a curated record. The transcript is spliced from 2 exons. NCBI's taxonomy places the organism in Eukaryota, Viridiplantae, Streptophyta, Magnoliopsida, Brassicales, Brassicaceae. Bases 1 to 588 code for a protein of 195 amino acids.
AUGCAUCGCCAGCCUUUUCCUACUUUUGAGGAAGCCCGUUCCAUGCUGAUCUUAGAAGAAGAUCGUCUUGGCAAAGGUAAGAAGACACUGUCCACAAAUGACGCGUCAUCUUCCUCUGCCAAGGUGCUCGUUGCCACAGUCUCAAACUCCGAUUCCAAAAGCAGACACCAACAACAACAACCAGCACGCUUCAACCAAAACAGAGGAAACAUAGGAAGAGGUAACAAUCGGGGCAGAGGCAGACACAACUACAAUCAAAACCGACCACAGUUCAAUCAAUGGAACACGCCGUACUGGCAAGCCGGUUACCCUAUGUGGCCUCCUCAACAAUUCAAUCCAUGGACUCAACUACCUAACAUGCCUUUCCCUCAACAAGGUCUUCUCGGAGCUCGUCCUCAACAAAAUCAUGGAGCGUCUGGCAAUGCUGCGAACCAAAAACAUGAGCCGACAAUGGAUUUCGCUUCAGCAUUCAACACAUUGACACUCAUGGAUCCGUCAGAUAACCAGUGGUAUAUGGACUCAGGCACAACAACACAUAUCUCCAACACCACAGGAUCAAACGACCAGGAAGGCAAUUCUCCGCAGUGA